UGGCGCGCGAGCGAUGUCAGGACUGUAGGAAGUUCACGUACCUCGAGAUUUAGGUUAACCAACCCCCCGCAAUCCCGUAAAAUUGACUCGUAUAUUUUGAAGCUAGAUUAAGAUUGCAGAAAGUUACAAAUGCUGAUCUCGAAGGGGGAUGAAAUCCAGAAGCUUAGUGUUAUACAAAGUCUACCAAGUCUUUUAGUCAGUGAUACGCAAUCAUGUAUGUCUCGAGUGGUACCUAAAAUGCAGCAGACCCUGGCUACUGCAUCAACGGAAUUUCAUAUAGCAGCGUCGUCCACAUUCAAAACAAUUUUGGAGCAGAAGCUUGUCAGCCACAAUGUUUUCAGCCAGACAUUCCUUCAAAGUAUAUUACAUUCUGUGGAGAGUCGUGACACUGUUAUCUCUCGCGCAUGGUUGGAGACCUUACUGGAUGUGAUAGAGUUACUGCCGGUAGAAAUCAUAAGAGCACAGAUUCUUCCAUUGAGUAUAAAUAAAGGACAAUUGUCACAAUCUAUCUAUACCAGGAUAACAUGCAGCAGAUUAUUAGGGAAGAUUUGCACGAGAUUUGAUCCUAUUAUGAUACAGAAGGAAGUUCUACCAACAGUACACUCCCUCUGUCAGGAUGUUAGCAGUGAAGUACGAGCUAGUAUCUGCUUGCAGCUACGUUUUGUCGCGGAGGGCCUUGGCGCUGAAUCUGUAAAACCUGCUUUACUACCAUCUCUCGUAGAAUUAGCAAGCGAUGAAGAAAGCAAUGUAAGAUACGCCUCUAUACAGACAAUAGUGUAUUUACUACCUCAUCUUCAGGAAGAUAUAAUAAAAACUAUAAUAGCGCCACUUGUUAAAAAGCUGUGUGAGAUUGCAAGUAAAUCAGAAGAUAAUGUGAUAUGUAUGAUAGCUCAGGAGUAUGGGAAACUUGUACUUGGCCUAGAAAAGUGUUUAUCAAUGUCGGACAAAGUAUGGUUCUUGAAGUACUAUCAGCAACUUGCACAAGUGGGAAUAGCAUCAUCGAAGAAGGAAAAGACACACUUUACUUUUAUGAGCAGCAAUCCCACGGGAGAUGACAGAUAUGUGGAAUGCAGAAGGUAUUGCGCAUUUAAUUUGCCUGCUUUGUUUAUCUUCGUAUCGAAUUCACCGGAGGACGUAGAUUCGUUAAUUUCGACGCUCGAUUUAUUAACGAACGAUCAUUUCUACAUGGUUCGCAGGACCGUUGCAUGCGGGCUUCACGAAGUGGUGAAGAUCUUAGGACCGAAAAAUGCGCGGUUAAAGAGGAAUUUAAUAAAACUAUUGAAAGAUGAUUCUGAGGAAGUGCUUCAAGGCUUAACUCCUCACAUAAGAUUGACGCUGGAAUGUUUAAUCGAAAGUCAAGCCAUCGGGACGGAUAAAAUGGAUUCUAAUCUUAUGGAAAUAGGUAAAGCUUUACUGAAAUGUGAAGCCGAAAUUUUGGCCACGCACAAUUGGAGACUGGCAUCUUUAAUGCAUACGCAGCUCGAAAUCUUACCCAAAUGUUUCCCCAGUGAUUUUAUAUACACGUAUUUUGUGCCAGUGGUUUUCUCCAGAAUUUUGCACGCUAGGCCAAUACCGGUACGUCUCGCCGCGGGGGUACUGUUUCUUUUCUUUCUACGAUACAACACGAAGCCUAUACAAAGAGCUGAGCUGCGUAGCAGAAUCGUUGCGGAUUUAGCCAAUAAUCCUGACUGUUACGUGAGAAUGAUGUUUGUUCGCAUAAUGAUUGAAGCACUAGAGAUCUUUUCCUCCUCUUAUUUUAAGGAACAUUUUUUCAAUGUUUUGUUGAUUCUGGCUGAGGAUCCGAUAGCUAACAUAAGAAUGAAAGUGGUGUCUCUAUUGCCACAACUGAAAAGUCAGCUAUGGAUACCAACUGAUAAGAAACUGCUGACAUCGUUAGAAUCGGUUAUAAGACACUUGAAUAACAAUGAAAAAGAUAGAGAUGUGUUAUUUAUUUUGAAAAACGUCACACAGACGUUGGAAGAAACGGAUGUCAAAUAUGAAGGUCAAACUUUCGCGACAAAAUUUACUAUGCAAGACUUGGAAGACUCUAAAAAAUUGGAAGAAGAAAAGAAACUGUCAGGUAUAGGUACAGGAAAAUUAACGACUGGAACAAAUACUAAAAAAGGUGGUUGGUCAAAAACAAGUACUGAAGGUUCAAGCGUAGAACGGGGGAGAGGAAUGUCGCAAUCCAAAGGUGAGCAUUCGAUGGAGAUUAAUGAGACAUCGUAUGAAAUAAAGUCAUCAAUGAAAUAUGGAGUUGCAUCCUCGCGGCAGACAGUGGACAGCUUAAAGACAAGAACUCAACUAACACACCCCUGGGAAAGAAUGUCACAUUUCAACUCCAAUACUAAUACGUCGCACCUUAAAUUCGAGAACGGGGAAUCGUCUAACGAUUACGUCGCACAAAAGCCACAGUGCAGCUGCUCCAAGCUGGCGGUAUUCCAGGCUCUCCUGACGCUGCCGGAUGCUGCAUGCGAGCAAGAGUACAAAAGCGACGCUUCCCAAUGCCGGUCUUAUCACGAUAUCGACGAUAUCGACGAUCAUAUGAAGCUUCGGAAGCAGUCGCAGAUGCAAACGAGCGACCCUAAUUCUUCCGUUGUCGCCAAAUCUGUCCUCUCGUUCAUGAGGGAAAACAAGCAAGAGCCGCAGCAGAAUCCCCUACUAACACGGGGGGACUAUACGCGCGAAUUCCCUACUAAUACCGCCGGCAAAGACAGGGCGCCGAACUUCGCCGCUCUGCGAGCACUGACCAACGCGGCGCAUUAUAACUCCUGUUGGGCUUUUAGCUCCAUGCCGGAGAUACCCAUGAUGCAGUCUGACGACGAGUUCCUGGUGGACACCGGUAUCAGGAUACCCGCGCAGUUCUCCUCCUCCUCCUCGCAGAGCACGUCCAAGAUACCGCACCUACAGGACUUCAUCUCCGGACGGAGGCGAUCGAACAUUAUGGUCCGGCCGCGGGGCAGCAGCGUGAACUUCGACAGGGGCAAGUUCAAAAGGCAUUCAUCCGUCGAGUAUGAGGACUGCAUGAAGCGUAGAACGGGCGAAAGCGACGCGUCGUCGAGGAGCGGCACGCCGACGUCGAUAGAUUACGAGGACGGUCUGCAGCGCAACGUCGCGAAGGAGAAUCUGUCGGCCGAGCAGCACCUGUCGAAGUUCGACGCGAGAACCAAGCGGUAUUCCGCGCCGCACGGUAGAACCAGAUUCGGCUUCGAUGCCGGCCAAGAGAGGCCCAUCAUCGACGAGAAGCUGAAGCGCAGUUCCCUCAUACUCGAGAAGGACAAGCUGAAGAUCACCACCAACUCCACGACGAAGUGUACGCUGGACCGGACCAAGCGUCAUUCCACGAACUUCGGAAAUCUGAAGCUGCCGGACUCGAAGGAGACGACGAAACAGUGCGUGAAGCGGCACAGCCUGGAGGAUUACUCGACGGCCCGGCGGACCAUAAGAGGAUACUUCUCAACGUUGGACGUGAACCAUAAUCAGGGCCUCAGCAAGAUCCCCCUGAGAAGCGUCGGAUCUCGCAGCAGAACCGCGCCCGCCACACGAGCGUCCAGCCCCGUUCACCUGGAGUCUCGGCUAAGGUUUGACAUUGAGAACUGUGAUGACUCUCAGAGCUCCUCCGGUGAGAGGCGUUUAUAUAGAUUUAGCUCGAGCGACGAGGAGGUCGACAAAUUGUGUAAGAUGCUGUUACAUUCUCAAGCGACGCAGAGUAGCACAGGGGAAACACCAAGAAGCAGAGAGAGCUUUCCUAUUCGCUUAUUGGUGAAGAAAUUGUGAAAUGUGUAAUUCUCUCUUUCUCCCCCCCCCCUCCUCCCUCACUCCAUCUCUUUCUUUCUCAUAUACAUACACAUCAUUUCUACGCUCUUUCGCAACUGCAUUUAGUGAUCACACUAUUACAAUGAUUUUUAUAUAUACGGUCUCAGCUCUUGUUACAGGAACAUUGAAGAUUAACGAAAAAUAUUGCAGAUAGCUUCUUCUAGAAGUUUCUUUGCGAUUUACCACGCAAUCACGUUCGAUAACGACAGGCCAGUUAUUCGGGAAAUUAGACGCGCGAUUAAUUCUUCCUCUUUUCAGCAUUGCAAACAUUAUACGAGUGUCGAAGAGCAUAUAGUACCCUCAUAAUGCUCAAUAUUUACGUUACACCGAUGUCAUGUACAGGGUAUCCGGAAAUCUCUACAUCCGUGGUAUACAGGUAGAACGAAGUGAAACUGAAUUGAAAAUUUAUAUGCCAUUUUGCAAAAUUCGCAAUAGUUAACGAGGAAUUAAUCAAUCUGCAUGAGUUAAUGAGCGCAGGGAAGCGGUAAGCCGGAUUUCCCGGUUCAUUCAAGAUUAAUCAAUUGACUAUUACGAAUUAAUUAAUUAUUACGAAUACCACAAAACGAUACGGGAUUUUUUGGUUUACCUCAAUAUGUUCUGUACCCUCGAACUUGGGCUGUGUUGAUCAGGGACACCCUGUGUAUGCUCUAGAUAAGUAAAAGAAAAUUUUAUUUAUUUUUGAACUACGUAUAUAUCGCUAAUGUUGUUAUUCAUCAAAUCAAAAAUGUCUUGACAUAUCUUAACAUAGAACGCUAUCGGUACCGUUUAUCCGGGGGACGACGAAAGUUUUAGGAAAUCACUUCUUUCAGAAACGACAAAAUUGAAUUCGGGAAAAGACGUAACUUAAAAAUUGUUUUGAAGAUAUACCGACUUUAAUUGCACAUUGGCACUAAAGACAUUAAUUUUAUCCAAAACGACGUCUCUAUACGUGAAAAUUACUCACAUACAAGUUUUAGUAUUGUUUUUUUACAUUCACUAAAUAGGGUAUAUAUUUUUAUAAUUCACUGACAUGCGGUUUCGGCCAUUUCUCUGCAUCGUGCCUUUCCCCAUACAGAUCCGUCACAUUCUCUCUCAUUAUCGUGAGAUUUACAUGGCCAAAUAUUUUAUUCUCAUUUGGCGAUAGAUCUAGAAAUAUUAAGUCUCAAUAUUUUGCCUAAUAUUACCGUUAGUUCGAGGCUAGAUAUAACCAAUUAUACAUAGCUCUGUAGGAAGACUAAUUGGCGAUAAGGAGUACAUUUUACCGAGGACGGUUUCGUUUAAUGUAGUAUUAAUGUAGUAUUAAUCGCCUACGAGAUACAACGGCCCGACGUACUUACGCCAGUAAUAAGAUAAUUAUAUUGAUUUCGCGCUAAUUUAUUUUUUACCGUGUAUUUGCUGAGUCAAAUUGUAUCUUAUAGCGAAGGCAGACGUUUUUACGACUCGACGAAGUCUUUUUAUCGUGGCUUUAUAUUGCAGAAGAAGAAGAAGCACGCACGCUUGUUUGUCGAAAGACUGUGUUUUAGAUUCUGCGACUAUAAAAAUUGCAAAACGAGAAGAAAAGACGACGGUGAGGACACUUUAUCGACGAUGAAAACGUUUUAUUACUUUUAUUUAAAAAACUUAUUUAAGGAUAUCGGUCUCUAAAAGAAUAAGGCUAUAUAUUCUAAUCGUUAAUUAACAUUAACAUUAAAAAUGGUUGUUAUCGAGGAACUGAGUUAUUACUAGAGUUUAGGACAAAAUAGGACUAAAGAAAGGUAGAUUUACAAUACUCUAUAAUACCGAGCGCUAGAGUCUAGUCUGCAUAGAUAAUACAUAAUACAUACAUACGAGAAAUUUGGAAAAGCUAUGGUCACGAAACUUGAGAGAAAUACAAAUUUACCUGGACGCAAUUGCCGAUUGAAAAUUGUUGCGUUUAAAUCCCGAUCGAGGAUCGAAGAUAUAUGUGCUUUGCAUGUGUACGCCUCAUCCGUUGCUAUUAUUAAUAUUUGUUCCUCUCGGAAACCCACCGGCGAUAUACAAGUGUCUUUUGCCGCAAAACAAAAUGAUCUGAAGACAAAUUUUCCAUUCGACGUAUUAAAUCAUAUCAGUUGUUAGCAACAAAUAACGAGGGACAAGAAUCAGUUAAUGAAUGAAAGAACUCAUGGGAAAAAAUACGGUCGUCCCAGCAUAUAUUCGAUUAAAAUGCUUCGAAACUGAUGUAUCUCAAGUUGUGACUGUAUCUUCUGUGGUGUGUAUCAAUAGACACGGCAAUGUCUCGUGCCAACGUGCACGUUAUAAUUUACGCCGCCCAACUGAUCGAUGUGUAUAGACAUGUCUCGCUAAAAGUGAAUAUUUUUGAAGCGACACAGAGUAUGUCGUUCUUCCGCUAUUCGAAUUCGACGGUUUUUCGAGAUCCCUAUUUAACUGCAAAAGGCGAAGAAAUAAAAGAUUCACGUUAAUAAUAAGCACUUUCCGGGAUAAAAUUUUUAGUUGUUGCAAUUUCCUUUUCAUAGAAACGCUUCUAACGUGCAUUAAUUAGGAUUAGAAAUCACCUAUUUUCCUAAGGACACGAUCGAGAAUUUAAUCAUCGCCUCCCCGUCGAAGUAUUAUUUACGUCGUUUUCUUCUUUUCGUUAUGAGGUAUAUAAUUUUACAUUUUUCUUUUACAUAAUGAUACAAGAAUCCAUCGAGCAAUGAAUGAAUUACAAACCAAAAAGUAUGAAAAUCUAUGUACUUUGCAUUUUUUCACAAGUUUUAAAUUCUGACGUUUUUACCGGGCUUUCUUGUAAGAGGAGAUGCACACAUAUGAAUCUAAUAUCAUUCUCUGAAUUUACUUUGCUUCGUCUACUAUUGUUGCCAGUUUUAUUGACAUAAGUUAAGUUUAGUCAAAUAUAAAGCGAUCAACGAAACUACACACAAGAAAGAAUGUAAAAAUCUCUUGCUUCGUAAGGUACAUGUAGAUUAACUCGAUAUCGCGUAUCUUAAUAAGUCUUAAUUAGAGCUUUUUUUUAGAGAUAUAUAUAUAUAUAUAUACACAUAUGUAUGAACGAAAACGUGUAAAACAUUCUUAAGCCAAAGAAGGUUGUUAACAUAAUAAUGUACAAAGAUUCGAAGGCAUGUGCUUGUAUGUACAAGAUGUCUUAAAAAGGUAUAUACGUACGACAACUUUAUUAUCGGAGUCCUCUUUUGGCCACUGAAAAAUUUAUUCCGACAUUCAUUGUUGGCUCGUACACAUUGUUGACUCGUCUAAUAUCAAGAAUAUAUAUAAAUAUAUUGUAUGAGAACGCGUCUCUCAUCAUGGAUUUAUAAAUGAUAAAUAACUCUAUUUGCCCAUUAAAUUACAGAGGAAGUUUUUUUAGUAACAUUUAAGAUAUAACUUAAUUAUUGCGAGCUAUUUGAUAUCAUAAUAUCAUAAAAAACAAUCUCAAGUUUUGAUUUGUGGAUCCUUACAAAAAUUAUUCGACAGCACUUUGGAGAUCAUUGUCCAUUGAUUUCCAGAAUGAUCAUGGUUCCUGAGAGCCAGCCUUAAUUUAUUCUGCAAUAUUUUUUGCGGGAAGAGGAUUAUGAUAAUUGUUUGUUCCUUUUUUAAUACAUUUUGUGCGUACAUACAUUAUAUUACGUGAGCUUUACAGUGCAAGUGCCAUUGUAUUAAAAAAAAAAUUAACGCAUAAAAUAUCUUCAGGACGUAUCGCGAGGAAGCGAAAGAAAGAAUUUAAAAGUUUAAAUUGUGCGUAUCGUAGACGAUCAAGCGGUGAAUAGACCAUCUUGACGAUUAAGAUGCGUGAGAGGAAGAGAAGAAGAUAUAUCGGAGCGGGAGCCUCAGCUUGAUUCGGCGGGGGCGGAAGAGGCAAAAGGAAGGAAGUAAGCUCUUGAAAAUCAGCUCGAAAGUACAAGUAAUUUCGAGCAGUGGCUUAGUCGGUAGAACGAUCGUCGACUGGCAAACGAAGAGUCUCGGACUUGACUCCAACCUCGCGCUCCCGAUAUAUUUUCUCUCCGAUUCUCCCACGCUAUUUAUUAAUUAUGUUGGGAUGUGCACCAUUAUAGCGCGAUAAUCCGAAUUUAUAUAAAUCGUGACGAUCCGGUUUUCACGGCGACGUAAUUAUAAAAUGUGCAAUUUAAUUUUUACUACGUAAAAUUCUUUUCUCAUAAACCAUUCUCUCUCAUCGUUUCUCAUGUAUCUCGAGUAUCUAGGGACACCAAAACUAGCGUACGUAAAAACAAUUCACGACUAUUAACUUUGAUAUUACACAUGUAUUUAUAAACGAACAGACGAACAGUUUCUUUUUUCGAUAAAGGAUCGAUGAUAUUUUUUGUCUUGUGACUGAACAAACGGCUUGUAGCUGAGUUAAGUUUAGAUAAUAGAAAGUACAACGUAAUACCGGCGAUUAUAUAGUAAACACCAAUAUAAUGACAUGUGGCAUAUAUUCCCUCGCUUAAUAUAUGAAAAUGUUUUUAUUUUA
Messenger RNA from Dinoponera quadriceps, 8233 nucleotides. RefSeq names its product serine/threonine-protein phosphatase 4 regulatory subunit 4-like. Gene Ontology annotation, cellular component: protein serine/threonine phosphatase complex; cytosol. The record is from RefSeq and is a predicted model, not a curated record. The transcript has 16 exons. Gene Ontology annotation, molecular function: protein binding; protein phosphatase regulator activity. The coding region runs from base 130 to 3777 and encodes 1215 amino acids. Lineage: Eukaryota; Metazoa; Arthropoda; Insecta; Hymenoptera; Formicidae.